Messenger RNA from Gastrolobium bilobum, 862 nucleotides. RefSeq names its product histone H1. Gene Ontology annotation, molecular function: nucleosomal DNA binding; double-stranded DNA binding; structural constituent of chromatin. The record is from RefSeq and is a predicted model, not a curated record. Gene Ontology annotation, cellular component: nucleus; nucleosome. Lineage: Eukaryota; Viridiplantae; Streptophyta; Magnoliopsida; Fabales; Fabaceae. The transcript is spliced from 2 exons. Gene Ontology annotation, biological process: nucleosome assembly; negative regulation of DNA recombination; chromosome condensation. Bases 80 to 685 code for a protein of 201 amino acids.
UCCAGAACUAUCAGAAUUCAGAACUCAAAGUUUACGCUAAAAACCUGCUGCUAUUCUCUCUGUGUGUCUAUUAUCGGAGAUGUCUGCUGCCGGAGAAGGUGAUGGUCCCGCCGUCGAACUAAGGGUGGAGGAGACCAAAGCGAUAGAGGAGACUAAGCCAGUGAAGGAGAAGAAACCCAAGGCUCCUAAAGAAAAGAAGCCCAAGCAGGCCAAAACAGCUUCACAUCCUCCAUAUUUUCAGAUGAUUAAGGAGGCCUUGUUGGCUCUGAACGAGAAGGGUGGUUCAAGCCCUCACGCCAUAGCUAAGUACAUGGAAGAGAAGCACAAGUCGGUGCUCCCUGCGAAUUUCAAGAAGAUUCUGGGCUUGCAGCUGAAGAAUCAAGCUGCGAAAGGGAAGCUUGUGAAGAUCAAGGCUUCUUACAAGCUAUCUGAAGCUGCGAAGAAGGAAAGCAGAGCCAGUGUCACGAGGGGCACCACAGAGAAACAGAAACAGAAACAGCGCCCAAAACGAAGCAAAGUCACAACUGCCGCCGCCGCCACUCCAAAGGGCAAGAAAACCGAGGCGGUUAAGAAGGUUGGGCCGAAGAAAACGAAGAAGGUGUCUACACCAUCGAAGCCCAAGCAGCCCAAGUCCAUUAAGUCUCCUUCCAAGAGGGCUAGGAAAGCUACUGCUGUUGCCGCUUGAUGUUGGGUUAUGAUAUGGUUCUUGAUUAGGGAUAGUCUAUUAUAUAACAUACAGCUGUUAAUAUGAAAAGUAAUGUCCUAUCCCUUUUACUGCACAAUCUUAAUGUAGAGUUCGCUGUAAUAUGGGAUCUAAUGGAGCUUAGUUUGUUUUUGUUUUGAAUCAUCCUUUUGUUAUUGA